AUGCCUUCCAUCAUUACUGUCCAGGAUGUUCAAGCCCUUAUGACGCUGAGCCAACGAGAGGCUGCUCAGGAGCUUGACAUCUCCUUGACAGCACUUAAAAAUGCCUGCAAGAAGUUGGGAAUGGGUUGCUGGCCUUACGUGAAGAAGGAAUACCACGGUGCAAAGAACGAGGGCAUCGAAACGUAUUCACGCAUGCAUGAUCGACAACGAUCGACGGAAGAAGACGAGAGGGAGGAGAAAGGAGAGCAAGAAGAGCAAGAAGAGCUGAUGAAGAAUUUCAGGACAUGGCGUACGCCAGAUCUCUUAGAUGAAAUUAUUCAUAUGAUGGAUACCGCUAGAAAGUAA
Messenger RNA from Guillardia theta CCMP2712, 345 nucleotides. RefSeq lists its product as hypothetical. NCBI's taxonomy places the organism in Eukaryota, Cryptophyceae, Pyrenomonadales, Geminigeraceae. The transcript has a single exon. The coding region runs from base 1 to 345 and encodes 114 amino acids. The record is from RefSeq and is a predicted model, not a curated record.